AUGUGGUGCCUUUUGCAGACGAAGAACUGGAUUAGCCACGGAGGAGACCUGGGAAAUCGACGCUAUGCAGCGAGCGAGCACAAGAUCAACUUAGAAACCGCACCUUCGCUCGCUCUCCGGUGGAGAUAUGUCACUCAGGGAGAUGUCUCGGCCACACCGGCGAUUCACGACUGCGCGGUGUAUGUACCAAGCUGGAACGGCAUCGUGGCUGCAGUGGCCAUGGACGGGGCUACGCUGUGGCAAACCAACUUGUCGCAAGUCACAAGCUUGCACCCGGCCGUGUCGAGAGCAACGCCAGUGGUAACCAAGCGAUGUGUGUUAGUCGGCCUUCGCGGACCUGCGAGAGUUCUUUGCCUGGAUCGAAUGACCGGAGAUCUCUUGUGGAUGUCACAGGACCUGGAACUGGCACCACACUCAAUGAUCACAAUGUCAGGAACGGCGUACGAUGGAGCUUACUACGUAGGAGUGUCGUCCAUGCAGCAGCACGCGAAAUCAUGUUGCACCUUCCAAGGCUCCUUCCACAAACUGGACCUCCAAACUGGCCAAACGGUGUGGUCGACGUACAUGGUUCCUCGGGACAGCCAGUACACGGGAGUACCAGUGUGGGGAAGCAGUCCUGCCUUGGACGAGCGCAGAGGCCUCGUCUACAUCUCUACCGGGAGCGUUUUCUCUGUCCCUUCAGAAGUCCGGCAGUGCCAGCAAGCCACCGGAAACUCGAGCAGCUGCAUCGUGCCCAGCGUCUGCUACAAUUCCGUCGUCGCUGUUGACACGAGAGACGGAACUAUCCGGUGGUGCAGUAGGAUGACGAUGAGCGAGAUCUGGGAGAACGCCUGCCGGAGCAUUCGUCCUCCACCAAACUGUCCUCCACGGCCAGAUCCAGACGCUGACUUUGGAGAAAGCCCCAUGCUCGUCACCAUUCAGCAACAAGGAGCAUUGAGAGAUGUUGUCGUCACUGGACAGAAGACUGGCUUCGUGUGGGCUCACGACCGAGAAACUGGAGAGCUCGUCUGGCAUGCGGUGGCUGGACCCGGCGGAAGCGGAGGUGGAGCGAACUGGGGAUCAGCAACGGACAACUCUCGAGUCUUCACAAACAUCGCCAACAGUGACCGCCAAUCUUUCCUCCACGAGCCAUCGCAGCUUGUAACCACGGGAGGUGGCUGGGUUGCGAUGGCUGCUACAACUGGACGCUUGCUCUGGUCCACUCCCAAUCCAACCGGCCAGCCAGCCUACGGUCCCGUCACUUACACACACGGAGGUGUUCUUCUGUGCACGUCCUUCGACAGCAAUGGCCAUGUCUAUGCCAUCAACUCCUACAGCGGAGAAAUAAUCUGGAACGCUACCACUGGCUCGACUGUUUACGGAGGCUUCUCAGUUGGUUGCGGCUGUGCCUUUGUCGGAGCAGGCUAUGCUUCGACACCAACGGGCCUGGCUCUUGGAGGCACUCCUGGAGAUUCACUGUUCGCCUUUUGUGUCCCUCCCUACUAG
Selaginella moellendorffii is the source of this 1485-nucleotide messenger RNA. RefSeq names its product polyvinylalcohol dehydrogenase. Lineage: Eukaryota; Viridiplantae; Streptophyta; Lycopodiopsida; Selaginellales; Selaginellaceae. The coding region runs from base 1 to 1485 and encodes 494 amino acids. The record is from RefSeq and is a predicted model, not a curated record. The transcript is spliced from 3 exons.